Messenger RNA from Caenorhabditis angaria, 1102 nucleotides. NCBI's taxonomy places the organism in Eukaryota, Metazoa, Nematoda, Chromadorea, Rhabditida, Rhabditidae. The record is from the annotation of a GenBank genome assembly.
AUGAUUCGCAAGGUUGAAAUUGAUGAUCUUUGUGUCACAACUCAUUCAAUCAAAUGGACCGAAGAAGAAGCUGCGGAUGAAUUCCCAGAAGCUAAUGAAAGUGUCGGACAUUUUUUUUCGUUUCUUUUGUUCGAUUUCAGAAAAAGUUAUCGAAAUUUUUUGUUGUUGAAAAAACUGUGAUUGGCUGAAAAUCAUACGUCAUCAUUCGUUUUUGAUGACGUGGCGUUCCCUCAAUUUUUUAAUUAUGUCACGCGAGAAAAUAAAUUUAGCAAUUUGAAAUUUUUGGAGGGGAAAAUCAAUUUGAGAAAAAAACAUUUGAAGUAAAACAAACAACAAAAAACAUAAAUUUAUUUUUCAAAACACACGGAAAGUCAAGUUUUCUUUUUCGGUUUUCUUUUCUCCCUAUGAUAUAGUUGGACAACGACUCGACUUGAGUCGACUCGAGUCGACUUGGAGUCGAGUCGUUUGGAAAAUACCUUUCGACUCGACUAACGACUCGAGUCGUUUAGUCGAAAAGGUGAGUCGAUUAGAAAAUGACUCGAGUCGAGUCGAAUGGUUUUUUUCGACUCGACUCGACUCCGAUGGUCAAUUUUCUCAUGGUGGGUGGGGCUUUUGUAAUAUGGUUAAAGACACAUAGAAAACUAGAAAUGUUUGUUUGUAAUCUUCAAAAUUUGAAUGCGCGCCUUUUUUCAAAGUUGUGUGUUGUUCGUUUGAAAAAAUGAAAAAAAUAAAUAAAAAGUGGUGGUACGGUAUGCUAAGAAUGCACACAUGUGCGGCAAAUCACGGACAUUUGUGCAAACACCAAAUUUCGCGUCGGCUGAGCGAUUUCAAAAAAGGAAAUUUCUUUUUUUGACUUUCGCUAAACUCAAUAUUUUUCAAUUUUGUUUAUGUACUUCCACUAUUUGAAGAAUGAUACAAAACAUGCAAAUAAUGAUUUUCAAACGAUUUCUAGUUUUCUACGUGUCUUUAAGGUGUUGGCUUAGAUGGUGAAUAUUGGAUGGUGAUUGGUGGACAUGGUGAUAGUGCACCAAUCACACCAAUUGCACCAAUAAUUGGAAAUUGGUGUGAUUGGUGCAGUUGGCGCAAUUUUAAAAUUUGUUGA